AUGACUCCGCCAGCCCCGUCGCCUCAAGAAACUGUGGCUCUCCGCUGGCACCCCUCCUCUGGCACCCCUCCGCUGGCACCCCUCCUCUGGCACCCCUCCUCUGUCAUCCCUCCGCUGGCUCCUCUCCGCUGGCACCCCUCCUCUGGCACCCCUCCACUGUCAUCCCUCCGCUGGCUCCUCUCCGCUGGCACCCCACCUCUGGCAUCCCUCCUCUGGCACCCCUCCACUGUCAUCCCUCCGCUGGCACCCCACCUCUGGCACCCCUCCGCUGGCACCCCUCCUCUGGCACCCCUCCGCUGGCUCCUCUCCGCUGGCACCCCUCUUCUGGCACCCCUCCGCUGUCAUCCCUCCGCUGGCUCCUCUCCGCUGGCACCCUUCCUCUGGCACCCCUCCGCUGUCAUCCCUCCGCUGGCACCCCUGCGCCCCUUCGCCUCCUGUCGGUGGGCUACUGCAAGAGGGACUUCCAUCGUCAGCGUAAGUUCCUGGGUCCCCUGGAGUCCAGAAGGUGCCAGUGCCUCGCCGCGACGCCUGCCACUCCCGCCGUGUACCCGCAGCCUAAGCAAAUGCAGGAAACAUGUGCAUCAGGCAGUGCGUUGUCAUGGCUACCUAGACGCUGCACAGCAGGCGGAUGUCGGGCGCGCCCAAAGUCCUCCUGGGGCCGAGGGAGCCUGCGUCAAGGGCGUGGGAAUUGCCUGCUCGCGUAUUACCCUAGAUGUAUUUGAGAAACUUCUCCGUAAUCCUCUCGCGCCGAAGGCCGAGGGAGCCGUCAGCGAGCGUCCUUCCCGGAGCCGCAGGAGGAGCCCGCCCCCCGCUCACCAGCGCUCGCCUGACGCAGCACAGACGCCGCGAACGCCGCCCCCCGCGACGCGCCGCCGUCAUUAG
Penaeus indicus is the source of this 882-nucleotide messenger RNA. RefSeq lists its product as uncharacterized. NCBI's taxonomy places the organism in Eukaryota, Metazoa, Arthropoda, Malacostraca, Decapoda, Penaeidae. The transcript is spliced from 3 exons. The coding region runs from base 1 to 882 and encodes 293 amino acids. The record is from RefSeq and is a predicted model, not a curated record.